AUGCUAUUGCUAGUACUUAUUCAGAUUUCUGGGUGCUUCCCUCCAACAAUUUUCUUCAUUGCUCACUCAACAAUGGCCGUGAUGAGCUACGGCGUUGCAGCCGCAGCCGUCUGCCCCUCCGUCCUCUCCUCCUCCAAGUCGAAAUUCGCAGCCUCCGUGUCGUUUGGCACCAAUGCCACCACCUCCAGGUUCACCAUGUCCGCUGAGUGGAUGCCGGGCGAGCCCCGCCCACCCUACCUCGAUGGCUCCGCUCCCGGAGAUUUUGGAUUCGACCCGCUUCGGCUAGGGGAAGUCCCGGAAAACCUCGAGAGAUAUAAGGAGUCGGAGCUCAUCCACUGCAGAUGGGCUAUGCUAGCCGUGCCCGGAAUCCUGGUCCCGGAGGCUCUGGGGUUGGGCAACUGGGUCAAGGCACAAGAAUGGGCGGCGCUCCCAGGUGGACAGGCCACGUAUUUGGGCAACCCGGUCCCAUGGGGCACCCUUCCCACAAUCUUAGCGAUCGAGUUCUUGGCCAUAGCCUUUGUAGAGCACCAAAGGAGCAUGGAGAAGGACCCGGAGAAGAAGAAGUACCCAGGUGGGGCAUUCGACCCACUCGGCUACUCCAAGGACCCUAAGAAGUUGCAAGAGCUCAAGGUCAAGGAGAUCAAGAAUGGUCGUCUAGCGCUGUUGGCGUUUGUGGGAUUCUGCGUUCAGCAAUCAGCAUACCCGGGAACAGGGCCGUUGGAGAAUUUGGCGUCGCAUUUGGCUGACCCGUGGCACAACAACAUUGGCGAAGUCCUCAUUCCCCCCAUCUCCUAAAUCUACUCUCAAACACACCAAUUCUGCAAUUUUCUGUUUUGUGGCGUGGAUGGAUAUUGUGUAGUGGUUGGUUGCUGAUUAAUUUGUGUAUAAAUUUGAAGAGUUCAAUGAAAAGACAAUGCCAUUCUUCUCAA
Salvia hispanica is the source of this 929-nucleotide messenger RNA. Its product is annotated as chlorophyll a-b binding protein 6, chloroplastic-like. Gene Ontology annotation, cellular component: membrane. NCBI's taxonomy places the organism in Eukaryota, Viridiplantae, Streptophyta, Magnoliopsida, Lamiales, Lamiaceae. The record is from RefSeq and is a predicted model, not a curated record. Gene Ontology annotation, biological process: photosynthesis, light harvesting.